AUGAGAGAACUUCAUCACCUUCUAACCCAAAAGCUUCCAGGAGUAUAUGUUGGCCAAUGGCAAAUGCGUUGUAAACUCUAUCUUGAAGAGCUACCCAACGUAGCCCAAAAAAAGAAUAUGUAUAGUAUUACAAUGUCACCAAACUUCAAUGAGACUCAAUAUUGUCUAGUGGAUAAUGUGAUCGUCGAGGCUCAAGGCGAUAUGGAAGCCAUACUUGCAAAACUGAGGAAUAUAUGGUCUUUGAGAAAGACUGUUGAUGCAGAGACUGAGUACCUUGCAACAGUUCACCCAUAUGCAUCUGAAUCUCUCCUUAACGAGUUUAUCUCUUUGAUAACGCCUUCCAAGGCAGUCAUAGAGAAAUGGAAACCUCAAGGAGACUCGUAUGCCAGUGUUGGGUUAAGCGAGACAGAGUUUACUGAUACACAUAGAGCAUAUCAAAUACUAAUGUUGUUAAAAAAGGAAAACCUGCUGUGA
This is a messenger RNA of Paraglomus occultum, 474 nucleotides long. NCBI's taxonomy places the organism in Eukaryota, Fungi, Glomeromycota, Glomeromycetes, Paraglomerales, Paraglomeraceae. The record is from the annotation of a GenBank genome assembly.